Messenger RNA from Diabrotica virgifera virgifera (western corn rootworm), 2167 nucleotides. RefSeq lists its product as uncharacterized. Lineage: Eukaryota; Metazoa; Arthropoda; Insecta; Coleoptera; Chrysomelidae. The transcript has 2 exons. The coding region runs from base 692 to 2167 and encodes 491 amino acids. The record is from RefSeq and is a predicted model, not a curated record.
AGCAUAAUAAGACUAUGCGACAUAAUAUUGGCGCUUGGUCGCCUUAUGCAAAAACGGAAAUCGGCGGGAUUUUGGCAGCAUUGUUUCCGUCUUGUUAAUUUGUUAAUUCAGUUCAGUCUGUUGAGCAAUAUAAAAAGUGUCGCGUUAUAUUUUUUAUAAAAGUUGUGUUUAAAAGUGUAAAAAAGCGUGUAAAUAUGUUGCAGAGGACUGCUCUAAUUUUAAACCGUGCUCGAGAAAUAACAAACGAGGAGAAGGUAAGUUAUUUUGUAUUGUAAAAAUUACCAGACAUUAUUUUUGAGGUGUAAAUUAAAAACUUAAAUUUUUACAGUAGUUUUGUUUAUCUUUAUUUACUUUAUUUAUAGGAAGAAGGUAUUCGGCAAGAAACAAGUUCGCUUCAGACUUAUACCAACUUAGAACCGUUACAGGAAGUUGAUUUUAACUCAGCAACAGAUAUUAGUGAGGUAUGUUAUUAUAAGUUUUAAUGUUUAACUAAGUUUUGUUAAUUUUUACUUAUUGUUAUUUAUAGAAAGAAAGUACUCAUACAGCAGCUGUUUCCCCAAAGACUUACAGCGAUUUACAAACGGUUCGGGAAGUGGAAUUUAAUCUAAAAUUACCAGACAUAAUUUAUGAGGAAGGAAGUAAUUCGGAUGGAUAUUCAAACAAGGAAAAUGAAAUAGGUGACGUAAGAGUAAUGGAUGAUAAUCAAAAUCAAGAAGAAGACCGACAGUCGGGUCGGAAAGAAUAUCGUCAAGAUUUAAAUUUUGUCAACAGAGAUAUUAAUGAAGAUAACAAUAUAGUAGAGAUGGAGCAAUCCGAUAAAGGAGAAAAUGAUGGGGAAAAGAAUGGCGUAAAAUCUAAAGAAAAAAAAUAUCAGGGCCGUCCAAAAAAAGGGGGAAAGAGAAAGUUCCCUAGUCAGAAUAGAGAAAUCUGCAAAAAAGACUGCAUUCAAAAUAAAUCAUACUUUACACAAAAAGGAGAAAUGAAACUAAAAAAAGAGUUUCGUCAGUAUUUGUGCAAAUGCGACUGUCUAUCGAAAGUUGGCAUUGAAAAUGCUAAACAAGAAUACGACAAAUUUUAUGAAGUAAGUUCGUAUGAUGCUCAACGUGCCUUAAUUUGCGCCAUGGUUCAAGAAGGUCCAAUAAAAAGAAAAAGAAAACAAAAUUCUACUAAAAAAAUGCACUCCAGGGUGUACAAUAUUAAUGGCCACGUAGUUUGCAAAACAUUUCUGUUGCAAACCCUAAGAAUUUCGAGUGCAAAAGUGGAUAAUGCCUUAAAAUCAAAAAAAAGGAUAGAAGGAGUUAAAGACUUAAGAGGAAGAGCAGGCGGAAAAAAUAAAAUAUCAGAAGAACGAUUGCAAGAAAUAUUAGAACAUAUUGAACAAUUUCCAAAAUAUAAGUCUCAUUAUGCAAGGGAAAAAACAAGUUCAAUAUACUUACGAGCAGACACUACAUUGCCCAUUAUGUACGAUUUGUACAAGCAGCAAGUUAAUAAUUCACCUGUGUCGUUUUCGAAGUACAAAAACGUUUUUUUAACUCAUUUUAAUUUCAGAAGAAAACCACUGAAAAAAGACACUUGUAACCUUUGUGACAAAUUAGAAAUUCUAAUAAACAACAGCGCCACAGAAGAACAAGUUAAAUGUAAAACUGAGAGAGAUAACCACAUCGAUUCCGCUGAAGAAGCAAGACAAGCUUUAAAUGCAGACAGAAAGCGUGCAAAAUUUGACGAACAACUUGAAGUAUUGUGUUUUGAUAUGGAAAAAACACUGCCUCUUCCCCGUAUACCUACAAAUGUAGUUUUUUACAAACGCCAACUUUGGCUUUAUAAUCUAGGUAUACAUACAGCUAAACAUAAUAAAGGCCAUUGUUAUGUGUGGUUAGAAGGCGAAGCCGGCAGAGGGGCCCAAGAAGUUGGCUCUUGUUUAUUUAGACAUGUGUUGAAAGCUAGAGAUAUGGAGGCAUGUAAACAUUUAAUUUUGUGGUCGGACAGCUGUGGAGGGCAGAACCGAAACAUUAAAAUAGUUUUGAUGUUAAAUGCCAUUUUUGAUGUGCAUCCUUUACUGGAAAGAAUCACUUUACGUCUCCUUACAUCUGGCCAUAGUUUUUUGCCAAAUGAUACAGAUUUUGGUGACAUUGAAUGCGCCUUAAAAUUCCAACAAAGAAUGUAUUAA